AUGUCGCAACGCGGGAACGAGAUGGGCAUGGACUACGAGUGGCAGAAUAAACAUGGCCCUAUGGACUCCCGCUCGCCAUUUGCGCAACUCAGCCAGAACCCGCAGAGGUUUCCUGUGCCUGCGACUGCGACGCCCGGAGGAAAGAGAAGGAACCACAGCGCUUUCGACUCGCCGCAGAAACAAUCCACUCCCAGCCUCCGAACCUCGCCCACCAAGCCCCUGCCACCGGUGCCGGCCUUUAAUAGCUUGUACAGCACGCCGCGCAAGAUGCAAAGUGAUUUUGACGACUCGUCUGCUGGGGAGACGCCGAAGAGCCCGGAACAUACUGAUAACGAUGCAACGCCUGAUACGAUGGGACGGAGCUUGUUGAGCACUUCCAAGGCGGUGACCAAGUACGACGGUGUGGAUUUGAGUGGUUUGCCGGCGAGGGGCAGCCCGACGAAGGAGAAAGAGCGGCCGCAGCCGUCGGCGAGGAGAGAGAGUUUCUUUGGGAAGAUCAAGAACAAGUUUUACAGUCCUGGACGAGGGGAGGUGCCGCGGGCGGAUCACAUUCACAACACGGACAAGAGGGUAAAGAAGCGACGGGACCGCGAGCUGCAGCGACACGUUUCUCGACGGAGACGGCAUAGUGUGUCGGAUUCUGGAGACGAGAGCGAGAUGCUGUCCAAGAGCCCGCGCAAAGCACAGCAAGGCGAAGCGACCGAGUCGAAUGAGAAGAAGCCACACUGGCUCUCAUCACUCUUCACAUUCAUCGCCCAGCAUCCGACCGUCCCCCACAUCCUCUCCUUCUACGCACAACUCGCCUUCAACGUGUUCCUCCUCGCCGGAUGCGCAUACGUCAUCUACUGCUUCUGGGCCGCCGUUCAAGGAGAUGUGGAUAAGAAGAGUCAUGAAGCGAUGGUGGAUAUCAUGGCGGAGAUGGCCAUCUGCGCGGAGAAUUUCAGGAAGAACAACUGCGACCGAACGACGCGGGUUCCUGCUCUGGAGACGGUCUGCGACAACUGGACCAAGUGCAUGAAUCAGGAUCCUUCGAAAGUCGGACGCGCGAAGGUCUCGGCGCAUACGUUUGCGGAGAUUUUCAAUUCGUUCGUGGAGCCAAUUUCGUGGAAGGCGAUGAUCUUCACAGCCUUCAUCGUCUUCGGCUGCUUCGCGACCACCAACUUCGCCUUCGGCUUCUUCAGAGACAAGACGGCCAACGCCGGCGCCCAGUACCAUCCCGCCUACUACCAACAACCGCCACCGCCCACUCCACAACGGACGUUCAGCGGUGAGGCGUACUAUGGCACGCCCUGGCAUCAACCGCCCAUGGGACUGGAGCCUGCGCCUAGUGGAGGGUUUGCGCAGAUUGAGGGGAGGGGGAGUCCGGUGAGGAGAUUGCAUUAUAAUUGA
Messenger RNA from Zasmidium cellare ATCC 36951, 1389 nucleotides. RefSeq lists its product as uncharacterized. The transcript has 3 exons. NCBI's taxonomy places the organism in Eukaryota, Fungi, Ascomycota, Dothideomycetes, Mycosphaerellales, Mycosphaerellaceae. Bases 1 to 1389 code for a protein of 462 amino acids. Gene Ontology annotation, biological process: nuclear envelope organization; lipid homeostasis. Gene Ontology annotation, cellular component: nuclear membrane; nuclear envelope. The record is from RefSeq and is a predicted model, not a curated record.